Suncus etruscus (white-toothed pygmy shrew) is the source of this 945-nucleotide messenger RNA. RefSeq names its product olfactory receptor 51V1. The transcript has a single exon. Gene Ontology annotation, cellular component: membrane. Gene Ontology annotation, biological process: G protein-coupled receptor signaling pathway. The coding region runs from base 1 to 945 and encodes 314 amino acids. Gene Ontology annotation, molecular function: G protein-coupled receptor activity; olfactory receptor activity. The record is from RefSeq and is a predicted model, not a curated record. Lineage: Eukaryota; Metazoa; Chordata; Mammalia; Eulipotyphla; Soricidae.
AUGUCUUCUCCCUCUAUCACAAACUCUAGCAAUUCCAGAUUUGCUCUCACUGGAUUUCCUGGUUUAGAAAAUUACUAUGCCUGGCUCUCAAUUCCCUUCUCCUCCAUUUAUGCUAUAGUUUUCCUUGGAAAUUUCAUGGUGCUCCACGUGAUCCGGACUGAAUCAAGCUUACACCAACCCAUGUUCUACUUCCUGGCAAUGUUGGCUCUCACUGACUUGUGCAUGGGCUUGUCCACCAUGUACACAGUGCUAGGAAUUCUAUGGGGAUUUGUUGAUGAUAUCAGCCUGGAUUCUUGCAUUGCCCAGUCCUACUUUAUUCAUGGUUUGUCCUUUAUGGAAUCCUCUGUUCUCCUUGCUAUGGCUUUUGAUCGAUAUAUUGCCAUUUGCAACCCUUUACGCUACUCCUCUAUCUUAACUAAUGACAAAAUCAUAAAAAUUGGGGUGGCAAUCAUAUGCAGGAGUUCUUUACUCAUACCUCCAGUCAUUAUUCGCUUGAGGUUUUUAAAUUAUUGUCGUCCCCACAAACUUUCUCAUUCUUUCUGUCUGCACCAAGACUUAAUUCGAAUGGCUUGUUCAGACAUCCGCUUCAACUACAUCUAUGGUCUGGCUCUGGUGAUCAGCAACUUGUUGUUGGAUGCAGUGCUUAUACUAAUCUCCUAUAUCAUGAUAUUGUGUGCAGUCUUAGCAAUUGCAUCUCAGGAGGAGAGAAGAAAAUCCUUGCAGACCUGUGUGUCUCAUAUCUGCGCUGUCUUGGUUUUCUACAUCCCGAUCAUCGGUCUGACCAUGGUGCAUCGUUUUGGAAAGCAUCUCUCACCACUAGUCCAUGUCCUCAUGGGGAACAUUUAUAUUCUUUUUCCUCCAUUAAUGAACCCCAUUAUUUAUAGUAUCAAGACUCAGCAAAUACGAAGGCGAAUCCAGAGACUGUUUUGCUUGAGUCGAAUGUAA